This is a messenger RNA of Zophobas morio, 1566 nucleotides long. Its product is annotated as ankyrin-3-like. Lineage: Eukaryota; Metazoa; Arthropoda; Insecta; Coleoptera; Tenebrionidae. The coding region runs from base 1 to 1566 and encodes 521 amino acids. Gene Ontology annotation, molecular function: protein binding. The record is from RefSeq and is a predicted model, not a curated record. The transcript has 2 exons.
AUGGUGCUGACAUUUUUGCACAAUUCCUAUGCCGAGUUCUUUGUGGCUAAGUAUUUUAUAGAACACCAUAAAGAGAUAAAUGAUUUUGAAAAGAUCAUUUUUGAUAGUAGAUACACGAAUGUGCGGUUUUUCUACGAUCUGCUUACUGCGAAAGAUUCUAGUGCUCACAAGGCGGUGUUGUAUAGAAAUACAGAUUUACUUAAGAAACAGCACAUGGACGAUAUGUUUACUUGUGAAGACACUCGAGGAAGAAAUGUUUUACAGGUUGCAUGUUCAUGGGGCCAGAGGCUUCCUGUUCUACAAGUGGAGAAAAGAGACGACAUCUAUAUUAUUGAUAACGAAAAAGAUGAUUCAUUGUGUGGAGAACCAACCGAGUAUAUUGAAAUGCUGCAGUAUCUUUUAGAGAAUUGUCACACAACCGGUGAUCAAGAAUUGAAAAAUGCUGCAUUUGAUUCGGCCAAAAAAUCUGAGUCUUUGUUGGCAAAGUUAAUACUUCUUGGACAUAGCUCCUCCAAACUCAGAAAUGAUGACGACGGCAUUAGCAUCUUGUACUAUUCUGCUAAGUUUGGUUACACUCAAGCAAUUGACUUGUUUGACAAUGUGCCUUAUGUCAAAACAAAGAAACACGGUUUCUCUCUUCUUCAUCUAUCCGUGAAUUAUGGUCAAGGAAAAUAUGUGAAGAAACUGCUUUCCAUAGAGGCAUACCGACAAAAUAUAGACGACAAAGACGAAAAUGGAGAAACUCCACUUUAUAAAGCAUGCCAAUACGGAUAUUACAACCUGGUGGUUUAUCUUGUCGAUUACGGUGCCAACGUCAAUGCCACAACCUCAAAUGGUUCCUCACCUCUUCACACAGCGUGUCUUCACCUUCACACCAACAUCGUCCGAUUGUUGCUAUCUUCAAAAGCCAACAUCAACGCGGUAAAAAAUUUUAACAUAACUCCACUCCAUGUUGCUUGUUGGAAUGGUCAUUACGACGUUGUGGAUCUACUUCUUCAAAACGGUGCCAAUAUCAACUCUGUGGCAAACGAUGGUUGUACACCCCUGUACGUCGCUUCAAGAAACAGACACGACACUGUAGUCAAACUUCUACUUCAGAAAAAUGUUGACAUCAAUUUAGCCCAAGAAAAUGGCGUAACUCCUUUAUUUAUAGCUUGUCAAGAAGGGCACAAGAAAAAUGUCGAUCUUCUUUUAAAGGCAGACGCUAAUGUCAAUCUUGUUACGAAGAGUGGUGAGUCACCACUGUAUGUGGCUUGUCAGAAUGGUCAUGAAGCAGUGGUUAAGUUGUUGAUUAUGUUCGGAGCUGAGCUGAAUGCUGUUGCUGAUAAUGGGUUUAUGUCGAUUCACAUUGCCUCUCAACAAGGGUUUUCAAAAGUUGUGCAAUUGUUGCUAGAACAAGGAGUCGAUGCCGACGUUCAUAGUGCUGAUGGUAUGACAGCUUUAAGUAUCGCUAGACAUCUAGGAAAUGAUGAUGUUGUUUCGUCGUUGAAGAAGUUCAGAUUGUGGAAUAAAGCAUUUAAAAUUGUUCAUUACAGACUUAAUUUUGUUAAGAAACUCAAAAUAUAG